Bombina bombina (fire-bellied toad) is the source of this 3466-nucleotide messenger RNA. Its product is annotated as integrin beta-5. NCBI's taxonomy places the organism in Eukaryota, Metazoa, Chordata, Amphibia, Anura, Bombinatoridae. The transcript has 15 exons. Gene Ontology annotation, molecular function: integrin binding. The record is from RefSeq and is a predicted model, not a curated record. Gene Ontology annotation, biological process: cell adhesion mediated by integrin; integrin-mediated signaling pathway; cell-matrix adhesion. The coding region runs from base 169 to 2631 and encodes 820 amino acids. Gene Ontology annotation, cellular component: integrin complex; cell surface; focal adhesion.
CUGGCCAGAACACAGUAGGAGGACUCUUUGUGACUCUGUCGGAGCUUUCUGUAAUGUGGGACUGGCAUUAAGGUCCCCCGGUAUGGGGACCCUGGUACUGUGCGCACACUGGGACAGAGGGGAGCCCCCGGGACUAUAAGUAGAAUUUUCAGUAUCCCAGGAGGCACUAUGACCCACGGGACUCCAGGCAUGCAGGGCAAGAGCAGCAGGGGGAGGCUGCUGGGGCUGCUCACACUACUUUGCUGCCUGGUGCACAGCCUCGCAGGACUGAAUGUUUGUACAAGCCGGAGCAUAACCUUAGAAUCCUGCCAAGAGUGCCUACUUAUUCACCCCCAGUGUGCUUGGUGCUCACAAGAGGAGUUUGGCAGCUCCAGGACAACAACGUCCAGAUGUGAUUUUGUGGAAAAUCUCGUUAGUAAAGGCUGCUCACUGAAAUAUAUAGAGCACCCUGGAAGUAACGUCUCUAUAACUAGGAACCUCCCACUUAGUAGCAAAGGAUCUGGUUUCUCAGCCUCUGACUUUAUACAGAUGACCCCACAGAGCCUUUCCCUAUCUCUCCGGCCAGGUGCUGAAGUCUCUUUUAGAGUGGAUGUGCGGCAGGUGGAGGACUACCCUGUGGAUCUGUAUUACCUGAUGGAUUUGUCAUUAUCCAUGAAAGAUGAUUUAGAUACCAUCCGGAACCUUGGAACUAAGCUGGCAGCAGAGAUGAAGAAGUUGACUAGCAACUUCCGUCUAGGCUUUGGAUCCUUUGUGGAUAAGAAUGUUUCUCCCUUCUCCUACACUGCACCCAAAAAUCAAAACAAUCCUUGCACUGGUUACAAACCCUUUCCAAACUGUGUUCCAUCCUUUGGAUUUCGCCAUCUUCUCUCUCUCACGGACAAAGUAAACAAUUUCAAUGCUAUGGUCCAGAAGCAACGGGUAUCGAGGAACAGGGAUGCGCCAGAGGGUUGCUUUGAUGCCAUCUUGCAAGCAGCGGUUUGCAAAGAAAAGAUUGGCUGGAGGAAGGAGGCAUCUCACCUACUUGUUAUAACAACUGAUGAUGUUCCUCACAUAGCACUUGAUGGCAAACUGGCUGGUCUGGUACAGCCACAUGAUGGCCAGUGCUACCUGAAUGAUGCCAAUGAAUACAGCGCAUCCAGCCAGCUGGAUUACCCAUCACUUGGCAUGCUUGGCGAGAAACUUUCUGAGAAUAACAUUCACCUAAUAUUUGCUGUGACCAAAAAUUUUUAUGUGCUGUAUAAGAAUUUCACAGCUUUGAUUCCUGGGACGACAGUAGAAAUUUUGGAUGUGAACUCUCAAAACAUCAUCCAGCUGAUUGUUAAUGCUUACAAUAAUAUUCGCUCCAAAGUGGAGCUCACAGUUUCCGAUAGUCCUGAGGAUAUCAACCUGAGUUUUUCAGCCACAUGUCAGGACGGUUUGUCCUAUCCAGGAGGACGCAAGUGCGGAGACAUGAAGAUUGGAGACACUGUUUCCUUUGAUGUUUUUAUUGAAGCACGGAGCUGCCACCCUCCAGACACUGUGCACACUUUUGCCAUCAAGCCAGUCGGAUUCCGGGACACUUUGGAAAUUACUGUGACUUACAACUGCAGCUGUGACUGUUCUCAGUUGGUGGAGACGGCAAGUGAGAAAUGCAGCAAUAAUGGCACCUAUGCCUGCGGUGUAUGCGACUGUGACUCUGGAUUCCUGGGAGCACAUUGUGAGUGUGGAGAAGAGGAGGGAGGCAGUGAUGUGUCCCAGAAUGCAUGUCGUGAGUCAGAGGGAAAGACCAUAUGCAGCGGACGGGGCAGGUGCAGUUGCGGCUUAUGCGUGUGCUACGAGAGCGAGUUUGGACGUAUCACUGGCUCAUACUGCGAGUGUGAUGACUUCUCAUGUGCUAGGUACAAGGGCAAACUUUGCUCAGGUCAUGGAGAGUGUGAUUGUGGAGAGUGUAAGUGCCACGCUGGCUUUAUUGGUGACAACUGCAACUGCACCACAGAUAUCAGCGGCUGUGUGUCGGAGGAUGGCCAGCUCUGUAGUGGGAAGGGCACCUGUUUGUGCGGUCAGUGCCAGUGCAUUGAGCCAGGAGCCUUUGGACAGACGUGUGAGAAAUGCCCAACGUGUCCUGAUGCCUGUGGAACCAAAAGAGAUUGCAUCGAAUGUAGAUUGUACCAGACUGGGCGACUGGCUGAUAACCAUACAUGUCACAGACUCUGUAAGGAUGAGAUUGUCACAGUUGAUUUGCUUGAAACAAGCAAUCCUGAAGCUGUUCUGUGCAGUUACAAGACUGAGAAAGACUGUCUCAUGAGAUUUAUGUACACUGAAGAGGAGGAAAAGUCUAUCCUCACUGUUCUCCGGGAACCAGAAUGUGGCUCUGCACCUGACGCACUGACUGUCUUGCUGGCUGUAGUGGGCAGCAUUCUACUGGUUGGAUUGGUUCUUCUGGCAGUCUGGAAGUUGCUUGUUACUAUUCACGAUAGGCGUGAAUUUGCAAAAUUUCAAAAUGAACGAACAAGAGCCAGAUAUGAAAUGGCUUCCAAUCCACUCUAUCGGCAGCCAAUCUCAACUCAUAACUUGGAUGAAGUUUUCAGUAUGGUGGGCAAAUCCCAUAAUGGCACGAUGGACGGAUUUAGACCCAUUAAAGAGAUGGAGUGAGAUCCUCUUUAACCUUUAAUGGAGAUUUUUUUCUAAAAUAUAAAUAAAAACAACAGCGCAGGAAGGCACGUGUCUCAGACAGAGCUUAUUUGCACAAUUAGUUCUCUGCUGGGCGGUUAGACCCACAACUAAUAAUUCACAGCAGAGACUGGGAGUCAUUCCGAAAACACUGCAAAACGUUGUUACUGCUGAUGAAACUGCUUCAUGACAAGAGGAUAGUAGCUCCAUAUCCACAAACCAAACUGAUACAGCACUGUUUCUUAACUGGUUCUAUCAGGAUCAUAAACCCAACAAGCCUUUGAACUGUGAUGUACAACAGGACUGGCUCAGUUUUGCGACAAACAAAUGAGGACAUUUGAAAGUUUACGUAAUACGUAGGGUAGAGAUGGGUUUAAUACAGUUGUGCCAUAUUUUUAUAACAUAAUACUUCUAUAUUUUUAUUGUGAUUAUUUACUGAGGUGCGCACAGACAGUAAAUCCAACUGUACGUUUAAUGAUCAAUUCAUCUGCUUUUUAGGAAUACAGAGAAAUUUGUUUUAAAUGUAACAAAUCAUAGUCUCCCAAUAGUCAGAUAGUAAAAAAGCAUCACAUUUCUGUUUUUGGUACAUGCCAGGAAGAGUAUUUGGCACUUUUUCUAUCAUUAAAUACAUUUUAACAAUAAGAAAACAUUUCUUCAAUUUAUCCCAAGGACCAACACAGGGUAAGAUAUGAUCACUGUACUUGUUACCUGUCAGGUAAGUGUUAGCUCAGAUAAUAUAUUUGGGUAAAGAAUGUACUGCUGCAAUGUUUGUAAUAACCUUAAAUUAAUAAAGGGAGAAAAAAAAACAGUUAAUAAA